AUGUCGACAAGGCAAAAUAAGAAGCGCAAAGGACGCAGCAAUGCUAUGAACCGAGAACGCACCGUCACCACGCUCACAGAGGGCCCUGAAAGUUCAUUCUUGAUUCCAACACCCACAGAAGAACCGGCAGGCAAUCUCAUGUCCUCGCCGUUUUCUGUUGCUUCAUCUGGCGGUGGUUCGAACAUCUCUCCUGCUGCCGCCUUCCAGCUGGCGCCCAACAGCUUUGCUCCUUUCCCUUACAACGGAUACAUGCCUCCUAUGCCUCCGAAUUUCGGUCCUCCUCAGCAGCACUUCUUCCCAUCGCCUCCGGGGCCGCCUGGACAGAAGGAUCUGGAAGCACUUGAGAGACUCAAGGAUACUAUCAAGAACGGCCAGCAUGAGUUUUUCCGAGCCGUCCCACAGCCAGCUGUACUUGCCAAUCUCUACCAGGGACCAAGGCAGCCCCAGUCUCAAGUACCUCCUCAUCCUGAGCAAGCAUCCUCGGAUCGUCUCCAGACCAAUAUCGCGCCCAAACCUGCCAGCGGUACUUCUUACGACAAUCCUGCUCAAGCUGCUGCGGGCCUUAAUCCUGAGCUCAACACGAGGCUCGGGCCUCAAAAGUCGGACCAUUGGGAUGGUUCUCGUAAACUUAUGGCACCACCCUCUUUCGAACGAGAGCUUGUCUAG
This is a messenger RNA of Postia placenta MAD-698-R-SB12, 666 nucleotides long. RefSeq lists its product as hypothetical. Bases 1 to 666 code for a protein of 221 amino acids. The record is from RefSeq and is a predicted model, not a curated record. The transcript has 2 exons. Lineage: Eukaryota; Fungi; Basidiomycota; Agaricomycetes; Polyporales; Adustoporiaceae.